AUGUGUAUAGCCAUAGCUACAACCAAUCAUCCAGAAUAUCCGUUUAUUUUACUUUCCAAUCGAGAUGAAUUUUUCAAACGACCAACCAUGCCAGCACAUUUUCGAGAUGUGGGGAAUGGAGUCAAAUUAUUAUCACCAUUAGAUCUUGCCAGACAAGAACACGGUACUUGGAUAGGUGUAACCACCAAUGGGAAAAUUGCCGUACUAGUCAAUUAUAGAGAGAAUGAUCAAAGAGAGGCUAUUAGUGAAGUUUCACGAGGAAUAUUACCAUUGGAUUAUUUAUGUGGUAAAGAACUGGAUAAUGAAUGGAAAGAUAAUUUAGCAGCAACAUUUCGUGAUGGCCGAAAUACCAUUGAUUUAAAGAAAAUUGGAGGGUUUUCAUUAUUAUAUGGGAAAUUGUCUAUAAAUCCCCAAACUGGUAAAAUUCAUCAUUUGAAUAUACUUAGUAAUCGAGGUGAUCAAGGUAAAGUAUUUAAAUCAAAAGAAACCAGUAAAGACAAUGCCAAUGGGGAAAUUAAUCUCAGCAAUGAUACCUCUGAUACUGAGGAUGAUGAUAUACCUCAUAAGACAACAUUUGGAUUAUCAAAUUCAUUAUAUAAUAAACCAUGGGAUAAAGUCAAAUUGGGAGAAUCACUAUUGAGUAAACUUAUUGAUGAAUCCAUAAUAAACAAUUAUAGUCAAGAUCAAUUAAUUGAAAAAUGUUUCCAAUUAUUAUCUCAUGAUACAUAUAAUUCAAAAAUUCUUUAUAGUGAUGAUUUUGAAAAAAAAUUUGCAGAAUUAAAAUAUUCAAUUUUUAUUCCUCCAAUUGUUCGAAAUAAUUAUUAUGAAACUGAUUCCGUGGCGGUUGGGAAAUAUUACGGAACAAGAACUCAAACAAUUAUAUUAUUGGAUAAAUAUGGGAAUCUUAAUUAUUAUGAAAAAAAUAUUCAUAAUUCUGAUGAUAUUGAUUUGAAAGAUGUUGAUAUUACUUCACAUUAUAAAUUUAAUAUUUUUAAUGAUCAAAAAAAUGGGUGUUAA
Messenger RNA from Candida albicans SC5314, 1017 nucleotides. RefSeq lists its product as uncharacterized. The transcript has 2 exons. Bases 1 to 1017 code for a protein of 338 amino acids. The record is from RefSeq and is a predicted model, not a curated record. Gene Ontology annotation, biological process: Golgi organization; protein secretion. NCBI's taxonomy places the organism in Eukaryota, Fungi, Ascomycota, Pichiomycetes, Serinales, Debaryomycetaceae. Gene Ontology annotation, cellular component: Golgi apparatus.